GUUUGCAGAGUGAAAUUUAGUGCUUGUGGAUAAAGUGCAUUACCUGGGAUAUUGACCAUCUGGACUGUGUGGAAGUUUAAUCAUCACAAUGAACACUCAACAGUGGCUCAUUUGUGGGUUGCUGAUCGCUGUCCUAACACAAGAUGUUGCCAAUGCCUUUCCUCAUACAGUUUUUGCAAAGAAGCUUAUUGAGAUCCAGAAACCCGUGGUGGAGGCUAAACUGAGGGCAGCUCAUGAAACCAAGGCUUUAAUUAAGGCCAAGGCAGCUGAUGCUGCAGGAAAGGGUGUGGCUGCGGCGGCCUUUAUGAAGAAGAAGGCUCUCGCUGUAGCUGCUGCUCCUGUUGUCGUUGCCAAGGCUCUAAAGGCGAAACUUCUAGCCAAGAAGUUGGGACUCGCAGCAAGUCCACUCUUGCUCAAGGGUCUCAAGAAGCCACAUCCAGUUGAAGUUCCGCCACCAGCUGUUAGCUAUGUCUUCCCACCACAAUAUACUGCUGUUGCUCCUGUCGUCGAGGAAGUUGUGGUUCCAGGUCCUGAAGAGUUCACCUACAUCGAAGAGGGAAAAGCUCCAGUUCCAGUUGGUUUUGUGGAGAAUGCCCUCGAGAGCCUGGGAAAUGCUGUUCCAAUCCUCCAUCCAAUUACAGAUCGCAUGAGCAGACCAUUUGCUUUCAUCAGAAACGCCCUGAGUUCUGCAGUUCCAGCUCCGGGUGUCGUUGCGCCUCCAGAACCUCUAUACCAGUUCCUGCCAGAACUUCCACCCAAAUUCUUGCCAAAGUAUACCCAUGUAGAGGCAAAUGUGCCUACAGGAGAACUGGGAUUGGUCUCUGUUGAACAUGAUAUUGUCCACGAGGAAGUUCCACAUCCUUUCCCACCACCUGUUGAACAGGAAGUCCAUGUAGAGGUGCCGCAUGAAACCUACGGUGUUCCACAGAAUCUCCCACACAAUCAGUCUUACGAUGCGCCCCAGUUCAGGCCCAUCACCAGCUACGGAGCCCCCAUAGAACACCAUUGA
This is a messenger RNA of Phlebotomus papatasi, 1009 nucleotides long. RefSeq lists its product as uncharacterized. The coding region runs from base 89 to 1009 and encodes 306 amino acids. Lineage: Eukaryota; Metazoa; Arthropoda; Insecta; Diptera; Psychodidae. The record is from RefSeq and is a predicted model, not a curated record. The transcript has 4 exons.